AUGAGCGCAGAAUGGUCGAAUACCUCAAUAGGGUCGGAUCGGGCAAGCGGCCACACGAGAAGGGGAAAUAGAAAUAUCCAGGAUCACACACAUCCACGAAGACCCCGCGGUAAGGAGGAGCCUCCAAGAAAACGUCCGAAACGGGGCAAAUAUUGUGAAGGAGGUUACCCAUGCAGCGCGUGUAUCGCCAAAGGACUCGACUGUGUGACUCGCAAUGCUGAGAUUCGCCAUGACUCGGCUACUAGUCAAUCACAAAAUUCCAGAGGUGACAAAGAAGAUGUGAUAUUGGCACUGGGAAAUAUCCAGCGGCAAUUGAAUCAUAUCCUUAAGCAAAAUGGGAAAUCGACUGUCGCCGGAAGCGAAACUAGCAAUACCCCCACGAGCGUCCAUAAUCCCGUCCAAUUUCCAGCUCCAUCUUAUCACACAGCACAAAGCCAAUAUACUCCGAAAUCAGACACCGAAGUAUUCAGCGGUGAACCGUCACUUGUUCAUGUUCUUCACGAAAUGGAAGGCACACUAGAAAAACUGGGCAUAAGAAACAAAUUCAUGGCAUCUCCUCCUCCGAGUUUACCUUUGACUCCGGUUUAUUAUCAGAGCCAGGUGGAAGGAGAGACAAGCCAUAUCAAAGCAGUUUUACAAUCUCAUGGAAUUAUUCCCGACCGAGAAGAAUGGGACGAGCUACUGCACAGUUUCGUGGAUGAUGUCCACAUUCUAUAUCCCUUUUUGCAUCUUCCAAUCCUCAAGAACACAUACGAAGGCUUAUGGGAUCGAGUCAUCGUUCCAUCGUGCAGCAGCUACAAAGAUAACAACCACCGUGUCAAGAUUGCCCAAGUCCUUUUUUGUCUGGCAACGGGGCGAUGCAAUGAAUCUACCCGCAAAGAUACAGAGGGACAUCACUCAGCAGGGUGGAGCCUUUUUCAAGCCGGUAUGGAUGUAUUAGGGGAUCCGUUAGAGAUAUUAGACGACUUCUCUGUAUCUCUUCCAGCUCUUCAGGCAAUCAUCUUAGCUGUCAUAUAUCUCUUCCGCAUAGACGCAAACAACAAGACAGAGAAAUUCUUGGCCCUGGUAGUCUCACACUCACACCUUCUGGGUCUCCACCGGAAAAGAGUCACCGAUGACAUGCCCAUCUUUGAAGCAGAGAUGUUCAAACGUUUAUGGUGGUGUACAUAUAUCAUGGAUCGACGAUUGGCAAUUGAUACAGGUCGUCCAUUUCUCAUCCAGGAUGUCAACACAGAUGUACCUGUACCCUUGGGGCUUGGAGAGGAUUGGUUGUCUUGUCAUGCAAGCACGAUGCUUACAUCAAAAGAACUUAGGAAGGAGAUCGAAGUUGAAAUCAACCGAGAUGUCCCAACUCCCCUGUCCCACAUUGCCGCCAUGGCCGACUUUUCUCGUGUAGUAGGCAAGGUAUGGGAAGCCUAUUACGGGGCGCUGGAUCGGAAUGCCAUCUCAACUCCACUUACAGCCGAAUAUCUUGAGGUUCUUAUUUCCAGCACAGUACAACGAGAGCCGUCGAGAGCUUGGUCUGGAUCUAGAGAACCAUUUCAUAGGCAAUUUGCCGGUAUGGAAUGGUGGCUUAUCAAACAGAAAAUGCUUAUGCGUAUUCGAUGGACAUUUUUGAGGUUACUUAUUCGAAAAUCCUCACUUGACUCUUCGUCGCUGUUCUCCGAUGAAGCAAAUGCCAACGGAGUAACCUGCCUGCAGCUGUGUCGCGCCAUAGUUCUCGAGUUCAACUAUAUCCCCGACAAAUAUCCGAAACACACAUUUCCAUUUAUCAACUACGUUGCAACGGCUGCGAUGAUUGCCCUCGGACUGAUCAUUAAGCAGCCAACCUUUUCAUCGCUUGAUCUCACAUUCGUUGUGCAGGCAGCUCGUAUGCUUGAGCGAUUUUGCACCCAGACCUGGGUUUCUGGACGGAUCAUUCGGGCCGCCACGAGAAUAAACCAAGUAACAGCGUUGGUAUUCGAUAAGAAUGGGAAUCCUAGGGAGAGAGCUUCGGGAAUCAUAAAUGAGCCCCGCUGUGACCUUUCUUCGGAUCCAAUUCAUGACAAUGGUCGAGCGUCUCGGCGCAAAGGAAGCUUCUCAGAUGACUCCCGUAUCGGCCCUCCAAAUGGAAACGCUAGAGGUCACUUUUUCAAUGGCGAUAACUAUCGUCAUUCUUCAAAUUCCAACACAAUGGCUCAAUCACCAAACGUCAAUUUUCAAUGUGCAAGUUCUGAUGACACCUUAGAGGUGCCAUCAUUUCUUCCUUCAGCAAACAGUGUCUUCAUAUCAUCUGGACUAGAAGAUCUAGUGAUGACAGACUUCGAUUUCGAAGAGGUCUUGCAGCAUGGAAGUCAACUCAACGGCAGUUGGCCAUGUUUACCGGAAUUUCUGGAACCCACUGCGCCACUCCAAGAAGACUCCUCGGAUUUCUCUAUCAUAUAA
Messenger RNA from Penicillium angulare, 2424 nucleotides. Its product is annotated as fungal specific transcription factor domain-containing protein. Gene Ontology annotation, biological process: DNA-templated transcription. The coding region runs from base 1 to 2424 and encodes 807 amino acids. The record is from RefSeq and is a predicted model, not a curated record. The transcript is spliced from 4 exons. NCBI's taxonomy places the organism in Eukaryota, Fungi, Ascomycota, Eurotiomycetes, Eurotiales, Aspergillaceae. Gene Ontology annotation, molecular function: DNA binding; zinc ion binding.